AUAAAUAAAUAUAUCGAAGCAUACUCUGUAUGUAAAUAUUAUUUGAUAUUGCUCGUUUAUUGUCAGACUUCCAUCAUCAGUCUUUCUCGUGUAUAGUUGUGUACUAGGAAAUUUCAGAAUUCUCCUAGUAACUUCGCAAGUUAGCAAAAUAUGUAAUGCAUUUGGGAUUAUAGUAAUUGUCCUUUUUGCUCAUUUGCUUCGUGCUUCUGUUAGUGUAUCUGUCGUCGCAUUUACGCACAUACAUUCUGUCAAUUAAACAUAAUUGACGCACGACGGAAAACGAAACAUGAUAGAAUAAUCGAGAAAAAUGUGGGGCAAUUAUAGGGGCAUUUAUAAUGUAUUGUGUAUUUUGAUCUCUGCUGUUUAUGGACACGAUCUGCAACACUUUGAUGAUACAGUUACAUUCAAAAUAGAUUGGCCCGGAAAGAGCGAUACAGAAUUACUAAAACCUCACUCGAACGCUGAAUCAUAUUUUAUAACUUCAGCUAACAACGAACGAUAUAAGUGUUUAAUUCCAGGUAUAAUAGAACAGGAACAUGAUUACAGUGAAUCGUACAAUGGACCAAAUCCAAUACAACUUUUGCAACCGAUAUUUGCUCAAAACAGUUGCUCCUAUAGACUUGAGUCAUAUUGGACUUACGAAUUAUGCCAUGGUAGAUAUGUACGGCAAUAUCAUGAAGAUAGAGAAGGAAAGAAGAUUAAGAUACAGGAAUAUUACCUCGGUACUUUGGACAAGGCACAAAAAGCAAAACUUUCGGCUUAUUACGACGAACAAGCAAAAAAUCCCAACAAAAAGUUAAAUAUACCGAUCAAAAAGAUUGAUGGAAUUAAUAUGCCAUAUGUUGAAAUUGAGAUGCAUGAUGGUACAACAUGUGAUUUAAAUAACAAAGCAAGAAUCAUUAAAGUGUUGUAUGUUUGUUAUAAACAUGGUAAACAUGAUGUGUAUUCACUCAAGGAAACAAUGACUUGUGAAUACGAAGCAAUAGUGCUUUCACCAGUACUGUGCAGUCAUCCAGAUUACAAACCACAAGACACUGGAGAAAAUGAAAUUACAUGUCAACCUGUCGAUAAUGCACCAAAGAAACCAAAGUCACUUAUGUUGAUGGAACUGGAAAGUAUAAAAACGCGACAUCAACAACAAGUGAGGGAUGACAAGCAGCAGAAAGUGUAUGCAAUCAUCCGUGUAGAUAAGGAGGGCCAGGAUGGCGAGCCAAGAGUAAGGGUUGAGAUACAUCCACUGGAUGUUAUGGAUAAGCAGGGCAAUGGUGAUGAAUCUAUCAGUGCAAUGAGUGAUCAGAAUAUUAGUCCUGCCGAAGUUAGUCCUGUUCAGAGUUUCCUCAGUGGAAAGAAUUGCUUACAUGGGGGUAAUGGCUGGUGGAAGUAUGAAUUCUGUUAUGGCCGUUCUGUUGUACAAUAUCACAUAGAAAGAGAUGGUACGAAAACAAUCGUCAAUCUCGGUAGAUUUGACAAACAGAAGCAUUUAGAGUGGAUUGCCGCACAUCCACACAAGAAACCCAAACCGUUAGAGUUAAGAAAACACCUCUCACACUUUUAUAGUGAUGGAAGUAGCUGCGAUAAGACUGGAGCUUCUAGGCAAACUGAAGUAAAAUUGAAAUGUGUGGAGAACCAUACUGCAAGCGCAUCUAGUGUAUCAUUAUUUUUAUUGGAACCCAAAACAUGUGAAUAUGUUCUAGGAGUUGAAUCACCAUUGAUCUGUGAUAUCUUAGAAUAUGCCGAUGAAAAUGGACUUUUAAGUGAAAAGUUUCAAGCAAAUUUCGAUAAAUUGAAAUCUACAGCCUUGCAUUCAGAACAAGAUAAUUUAGAUGAGCGAAUAGCUAAUGGAGACGAUUAGAGCAAUCAAUUUGUUUUCUCGAUGUCGAUUAAAUUAUCAAAACGUUUGUUAUAAAUAUAAAAAUUUAUUGUUUAUUGAGUAAUAAAAAAUUGUAUUACAUAAAACAAUUGCAUUAAUAUGAAAUCGAAAUUAAUUAAAUUAUAUGUAUGCGUUUAAUGUGCUGGUAAAAAGACUUUCAUUCCAAACUAUCUAACAAUAUAAAUAUUUAAUAAUUACCACGUGUAAAUGCUCUUCUAUUAUGUAAAGCAAGUGCAUAUCAAAAGGCAUUAAUAGCAUUCUAGCGUAUGUGCUUAUAACGCGUGUAUCAAAAUGAGCCAAACAAUUUGUUGGAAAAUAUUGAAUUUUUUUCAGACUAAAUAAAAGAGACCAAAUUAAUACAGGAUACGCGUAAGUUAAUGGAAACUUUAUUUCGGCUUGUUUUCUCUAUCCGAAUGAUAUCGAUAAGAAAUAAAAACUUGUAAUAAGGCAAUAUUUCUGUGAGAAUGUUCAGAAUUUGCAUCAUACAGUAUUGUAAUCCUGGUUACAGUUAUAAACGACAUCGCAUUAGCCGAUAUUCAGACCGAUCCCGACACGGAACUGUUGCUUCUUGUGAUUCAAGAAGCCGCUUAUGAUUAACGAAGCCUCGGGAAUUGGAUAUAAUUUCUUUUCAAACACGGCACCCAGGCUGGUCUCCGAAUUGACGAAUCCUCGACAGAUGAAGCCUGCGUAAGGGAUGUCGACACGAUACGCUAUCGUGCCAAUGGACUCGUGAAUACGGGUAUUUGUCUCUAACUCAACGCCGAGCUGCAGCUGCUCGCUCGCCUUCCGAUGAUAACAAACAUGAAUGCCUGCCUCACCGAAGGUGGCAGAUAAUGUCGUGGGACCGGUGCUGUGCCGGAACGCAGCGCACAUCAAUGUCUGCUGACCUCCUGGUAUCAGGGAACCCCGUAGAUGGGCGAUCUCUGUACCCAGAGUUAUUCGCGGCGUGAUAGCUUGUAGAUAGUGCAGCACCAACGUGCCCUGCAACCUGGUCAGAUCUGGAUUCGCCAGGGUCAUCGCUAUCGUGCAAUCGUCGGAGCGAUAUUCCAGGCCCGAACUGAAGGCCUUGCACUUCUUGUCGAUAAUCUGCGUCGCGAGUUUGAAUCUGUAUCUACAGCCCAGCGUGUGCACAAAGCUGGCGCUCAGGUUGCCACUGGGUGUGAUCUCGCCUGAGAUGAUCGGAUACUUCUCCAAGAAGCCUACCCUCUUGGUGCCGACAUAAUUCACGCCGAACUUGAGACCGUAUGGCGUCACGGAACUCAACGUCAUCCUGUACGUCACGUUGAAGUGCUUGCUUAGGGUUUUCCUCAAUAACAAGUAGGCGCCUUCGAAGUUCUGUGGAUAGAGCUCCUUGGUCUUCGCGUGAAGAUCCUCGAAACUGCUGGGAUUCCCGGGUUUCCUGUCCACUUCCUCGAAGCAGGGAACACAUGGUGGAUCUUCUAGAUUGGCGGCUGGGGUUGCAACGAACUCG
Molecule: messenger RNA, 3341 nt
Organism: Nylanderia fulva
Lineage: Eukaryota; Metazoa; Arthropoda; Insecta; Hymenoptera; Formicidae
Product: endoplasmic reticulum lectin 1
Biological process (GO): endoplasmic reticulum unfolded protein response; ERAD pathway; retrograde protein transport, ER to cytosol
Cellular component (GO): endoplasmic reticulum lumen
Source: RefSeq, a predicted model, not a curated record